Aedes aegypti (yellow fever mosquito) is the source of this 492-nucleotide messenger RNA. RefSeq lists its product as uncharacterized. NCBI's taxonomy places the organism in Eukaryota, Metazoa, Arthropoda, Insecta, Diptera, Culicidae. The transcript has 2 exons. The record is from RefSeq and is a predicted model, not a curated record. Gene Ontology annotation, biological process: cilium organization. The coding region runs from base 1 to 492 and encodes 163 amino acids.
AUGAAUUUGGCGGAUCCAUGGAGCACUGGCAGUAGCGAUUCCAUCAACAGUAAUCCCCACUCAACGUCCCUUCAGUUUGAAGACAACUUUGAACCACCCGGAGUGUGCAGCAGUGAAAACCAACAGCCGAGGGAAGGACGUCUUCCGGAUUCCGACAGCUAUCUGGCGGUGUUAGAGCGUCGAUUGAAGCGAAUCAGAUCGAAUCCUACCGUGCUUCAGCAGUUGGCCGAGAGACGCGAGGCGUGUAUGCAGCAUCUGCUGAACGAUAACAGCAGCGCACGUAGAAAUUCCGACCUUGAGCUGGACGAACCGGUCAACAAUCACGAACUGUUGCGCUUCAUUAGGCCCGAACAAGCGCUGUCCGUUGCGGAACUCGUGCACCUGAUCAAGUACGAUCACCUCGAGCAGGAGCCGACGACACAUCAGGAGCAAGAACCAGACUCCGGUAAAGAGGGGGAAGAGAGCGGAACGGAGAGCUCAACCAGUCGCUAG